AUGCCGCCAUUGAUCCUACACAACGUCCCCGACGACGAACUUUACGUUGGAGACGACGGCAUCCAGAGACCCUUUGCCAUGGUGUUCCCUCAACAAGACGGGUCCCUCCGCUCAAGGAAGGCGAAUCUCGAAACCGGGGCCUUUGGCAAGUCGACGCGGCGCACGAGGUCAAAAGCGGCCACGCCAGCGAAGCGCGAGGACCCCACAAUAGCCGCCGCCGACAAGAUCUUCAGCAAUUGGCUUGCCAGCCAGAAUCAAAGCGCCCCUCAGACAAGCGUACCAGCCCCGGCGCAACGAAAGCCAAACCUGAUUCCCAGCUCGUCCUCCCAAAACCUCGCUCAGGGGCAUGACGAAAGCUCAGCCCCGUCGCAAACACGCUUCUUCAGAAAGCAAGAACCCACAGAAGUCAUCCUGCGCGGAUACCGGAACGCACAGCACCAGUAUGCCGCCAUCAACCAUUACGAGCAGAUCGCCGGCAGGAUAUGCGAAGACUACCCUCGCGAGCCGCCGGUUGAGAGCCGGCGGUAUAAGUCCGAGCUUCGCGACCCAGCCUUCACACACCGGCGCGCCCUAACCCCCGAAGAACGGGCCAAAGUUAAUAGAGCUAUGAGCGGCGAGCACUGGGUCAAGGUCACCUUCGAGUCGGCCGAAGCUGCCGACAAAGCCGUUUACUCCUCCCCUCAACUCAUCCAAGGCCAUCUCGUCUAUGCCGAAUACUAUAAAGGCGUCCCCCCGCACAAGACGAAGCGAUACCUGACCCCUCGGGGCAGCUUCUCUCUCAGUGGCACACAGGAAGCCGGCGGCCCCGAUGCAUCGCCCACCUCUUCGCUCACAGCCGACACUGGCACCCUAGCCUCGGGAGUCGAAAUCAGCACGAGCACCUCCAAUACCCUUAAUGGGGGCGCAGCCGCCGGCGGUGCCGAGAAGUCACAGGACGACGAGUUUUGCAGGGUCAUUCCCACCGUUCGGAAGGCUAAGCUCUUGCCGAUGGAGGAGGCCCUGCUGCCAGCGCCGACCUUCACACAGCGCAUCGCGAACCAUAUUCCUUUCCUCAGGUGGUUCAACGGCGCAAUGAUUGGCAGCGAGGUGCCGCGCACAGAGACCGGGGAGUUCGACUGGGUCCGGGCAAGUCUAUUCUGGAAGCUUAUGUGGUGGCUGGACUUCUUGCUCGGCCUGUUUGGGGGUGAUAUUCGGGAUGCGGAGAAGGACGAUAAGGAAGACUGA
Thermochaetoides thermophila DSM 1495 is the source of this 1224-nucleotide messenger RNA. RefSeq lists its product as uncharacterized. The transcript has 3 exons. Lineage: Eukaryota; Fungi; Ascomycota; Sordariomycetes; Sordariales; Chaetomiaceae. Bases 1 to 1224 code for a protein of 407 amino acids. The record is from RefSeq and is a predicted model, not a curated record.